Hydra vulgaris (swiftwater hydra) is the source of this 1321-nucleotide messenger RNA. RefSeq lists its product as uncharacterized. NCBI's taxonomy places the organism in Eukaryota, Metazoa, Cnidaria, Hydrozoa, Anthoathecata, Hydridae. The record is from RefSeq and is a predicted model, not a curated record.
AUGCACAAUGUUUAUAAUAAUCAACUAGAAAAAUAUGAAGCUGGUGUUAAAGUGAAGACAUAGUACGAAUUAUCUUUCGCUCAUUUAAUGUAACAAUUUUUUUAAUUUGUUGGAGAAGACAUUGUUGAAUUUUUCAAAUGGCCGAUUAAAUAUGACAAUAGCAGAAGUGACUUUGAUACUAACUGGAGCAUCUUUAUUUGUAACAUUGAUUUUUGCCGUAUUUACUUUAUGGAAAAAUUUAAGAAAAAAAAAAGAAAAGGAGACAAAUGGUUAUUAUGAGCUAAUUAUUAAUGAUCUUAGCAAAAUUUCGUUUAAAAAAGUAAAACCUCAAAUACUGAUAAAACCUUAUAGAAAAAAAAAAUACCCUUGGCCAAAGCCGACUGAAAGGGAAGAUUGUGAUGCAAUGUUAUGCAAUGCACGCAAUGCUUCGGCUGCCAAAGCUUGGUCUGCAAAAAAUCGUCGGCUAGUGUUGCCAUCAUUUGAGUUACCAAAUCCAGGCUUAGCAUGCGAUUUUUGUCCCCAAACAUAUUCAGAAGUUUUUAGUUUAAAUAAUAAUUUACUUCGGAAAAACGAUUCACAAGGCAAUAAUGGGAAAUACAAUUUGACAGAUAGUUUACAGAGCAAUAGUGAUCAAUCAAGAUCAAACAUUUCCAACACGGGUGCACAUGAUCGUAACAGCGUAUACCUUCAUGAAAUUAAUAAAGAAAAUGCUAUUAAUCACAAGAUCAACCAAACUCAUUUGUUGGAAAGAAAAAAAAUUGGAACAAUAACAAUAAAAGCAAAACUACUGAGGAGUAGUAACAAUUUAGAAGUAUGGAUUUCAAGAGUAAUGUAUUUCAAUAACGAAAAGCAAAACAUGAAUUUUUUUGUUCUUUUAUGUAUAAUGCCAGAAAAUACACAACUACAAACUUCAAAGUGCGUAAAUGGUAGCAGUGAGUUCAACUUUAACGAGAAAUUUAUUUUUCACCAUAUAGAUGUCACACAACUAAAUAGAUGUAUUUUAGAAAUAAAGUUAAUAAAAUAUAACAAAAUAAAAAAAUUUCAAAACGAAGUUAUUGGAGAAGCAUUUAUACCAAGUACUGAUCUUAGCUAUUCAAUUGAAGAUUCAGAAAUAUAUUGUGAUCUUUUAAGUACUUUGAGUUCAAAGCUUCUCCGGGAACUAUAAACGUAUCUUUAUGUCAUCAAGCAACUUCAUCCAAGCUCAUUAUGAUAAUAAUUUAAGCAACAAACCUGUCAAAGUUUUUAAGUUAACUAAAACAAUUUGAUUAAUGUAAAUUUUAUUUAAAAAAAUUAAAAAUUGUAUUUCUCUUUAUUUAUUUCG